AUGCAGCAACAUAGCGAGCUCAUCACUAUGUCAUAUAUUGAUCUGGGCCAGUUUUUGCGAUGUGCUAGCCUCCUUAAGGAUGACAUCAUCCAGCCUCAGCCGUACACUGUCAGCAUCACGGCUGCCCCUGAUAUACUGCCCCCCUCAAUAACCAACUUUCUCUCAGAUGUGGUCGCUAUAUCACCUAAAGCUGUGGAUGCACUGUGGGAUAUCAUGAAGGAUCUAGCAUGGGUUCUACCCACUGCAGAUGAGGCCAGAGCUGAUGAAGAGAACAUGUUCAGGCUUUAUGGACACCAGUGA
Suillus discolor is the source of this 300-nucleotide messenger RNA. RefSeq lists its product as uncharacterized. The coding region runs from base 1 to 300 and encodes 99 amino acids. NCBI's taxonomy places the organism in Eukaryota, Fungi, Basidiomycota, Agaricomycetes, Boletales, Suillaceae. The transcript has a single exon. The record is from RefSeq and is a predicted model, not a curated record.